AUGUCCCUUUUCUAUUUAUACUUCACACUCUCACCUAUCUCUAUCACUUGUCGCAUCGUUUCAUUCAAAGCAUUGUUUACCCUCUUCGUCCCCAAGGUCUCUCACAAAGCUUUCCUCGUGACUCUUCUGAACGAUGUCAAGGUGGACCACAAGGUGGCUGUAGCAAUCCUCGGUAUCAACCAGCCGGCUAGCCGGAUGCGAUAUAUCCGCCUGCAACAGAAGUACGGAUUCAACGCCGUGGGCCACCGAGAGAAGAAGACGUAG
This is a messenger RNA of Penicillium mononematosum, 264 nucleotides long. RefSeq lists its product as uncharacterized. Bases 1 to 264 code for a protein of 87 amino acids. The record is from RefSeq and is a predicted model, not a curated record. The transcript is spliced from 2 exons. Lineage: Eukaryota; Fungi; Ascomycota; Eurotiomycetes; Eurotiales; Aspergillaceae.